AUGGAGCAGCUACAUGCUGAGAACGCCCAGCUCGCCCAGCAGCUGGCUUUGUUAUCUGCUCAAGUUGCUCAGCUAUCUGCCCAGGUUAUGGCUGCUCCACCACCACCCAGGAGAAAAUGCCAAGUGGCGAGGCCGGACGAAUUUGAUGGCAACCCGGACAUGUUUCCUGUGUUCAUGGGACAAUGCCACUUGUACAUUAGUGUGAAAGCAGAUGAUUUCCCCACUGACCGGGAUAAAGUGGGUUUUAUGAUAAGCCUGCUUUCUGGUUCUGCAGCUUGUUGUGGCACACCCUUGUUAGCCCAAUGUAGCCCAAUGUAG
Crotalus tigris (Tiger rattlesnake) is the source of this 318-nucleotide messenger RNA. RefSeq names its product protein LDOC1-like. Lineage: Eukaryota; Metazoa; Chordata; Lepidosauria; Squamata; Viperidae. The transcript has a single exon. Bases 1 to 318 code for a protein of 105 amino acids. The record is from RefSeq and is a predicted model, not a curated record.